CACGUGUCGGUUUGCUCUUCCAGACAAAAAGGGAUUAGCGCCGUUGCGAUAAGAUUGCUCCUGCGGGGUCUUUUUCUCCCAACUUUCGAUCAAUCCUCCGAAGUCCAGACGGGCAUUUUGUCACCUUCUGAGGCGCGCUCACUUGGUAUAUCCUCAUGGACAACCUCGAAGACAGAUGCGCAUCCCUGCGCGCCCAAAUUGCCGCAACGGAAACCCAGCUCGCGGGGUUAAAACGCGACCUCGAGAAUGCGGAGCAGGCGGCCUCGAAAACCACGACGCAAGAGGCCGACGACAUUCGCGACUCGGCAACUGAGAGUGAUUGCAAUGAGAAAAGAAGGUGGCCACUUUUUGAUGAAGAGUAUCGGCGCUAUGGAAGGCAGAUGAUUGUUCCACAAUUGGGAUUGCAAGGCCAAUUGAAACUGCGCGCAGCUAAAGUACUGCUUGUGGGCGCUGGAGGGCUUGGGUGUCCGGCUGCUUUGUAUCUGGCCGGCGCGGGCGUGGGCACCAUAGGUCUUGUCGAUGGCGAUACGGUUGACACGUCCAAUCUGCACCGUCAGGUCUUGCACCGGAGCAACAAUGUGGGCAAGUUGAAGGUGGAUAGUGCCAUUGAGUACCUGCGCGAAUUGAACCCCCACCCUACAUACAUCCCUCACCGAGCGCAUCUCUCCCCUCAAGAAGCACCAGCCAUUUUUGAGAAGUAUGAUUUGAUUCUUGAUUGCACCGAUAAUCCGGUAACCCGCUAUUUGAUUUCCGACACCGCCGUCCUUCUGGGGAAACCGCUGGUUUCGGCUUCGGCACUGCGCACCGAGGGUCAACUUAUGGUGCUGAACAACCCUCCUCGACCGGUUGGUGAUAAGACUGGUGGCCCUUGCUACCGAUGUGUCUUUCCACGACCACCCCCGGCCAACAGUAUUCUGAGUUGCGCAGAUGGGGGAAUUCUUGGUCCUGUGGUCGGCACGAUGGGUGUACUCCAAGCGCUGGAGGCGAUCAAGGUGAUUACCUCACCAGUCGACGAAGCAAAGCCGCCGUCGCUGCUUAUAUUCUCGGCAUAUUCAACACCUCAGUUCCGAUCUAUCAAGCUGAGAUCGCGUCGACCAAACUGUGCCGUUUGUUCUUCUGAAGCAACCGUCACUCUUGACUCUGUCACGUCGGGAUCUACCGAUUAUGUCUUCUUCUGCGGGACCGUGAGCCCAGAAUCUCUGCUGUCUCCAGAGGAACGGAUCUCGCCAUUGGAAUACCAAACUUUAUAUCCACAAGUAGCACAGACACCCGAGCCGGGGAAUGAGGCCACUAUCAUCGACGUCCGCGAAAAGGUCCAGUAUGAUAUCUGCAGUCUGGAGAAGAGUGUCAACGUCCCUAUCUCGACCAUCUUAUCCGGAACAGCCACGACCAGUCCCGAUGGUAAUGAGCCGUCAUCUCGCCCAUCUUGGCUUCCCGAGACUAUCGUCCCUGACUCCACAAAUCCCAUUUACGUGGUCUGCCGUCUAGGCAACGACUCCCAGGUUGCAGUCAAAAAGCUGAAGGAGUUGGGACUGGAUCGCAGCGGCGAACGCAAGAUUGCCGAUAUCCGAGGGGGGUUCCGCGCCUGGCGUGAACAGGUCGACCCGGAAUGGCCUGAGUAUUGAACGAGAAAAGAACGAUGAAACGAGAGCACGACCUGAUGCAUCCGCGUAUAUUAAUCAUAAAACCGUACAUAGAAUCCGCAUUAGUUAGAGAGCAAGCAAGCCACAUCACGGCUUCGUAUCGACCGGCGCCUUAUCCAGCCAAGCCCAUUCAAUCAACACGCGACCCAGAUCCAUAUCGGCGAGGCGUUUGAACGC
Aspergillus steynii IBT 23096 is the source of this 1820-nucleotide messenger RNA. RefSeq names its product HesA/MoeB/ThiF family protein. Gene Ontology annotation, molecular function: URM1 activating enzyme activity; adenylyltransferase activity; thiosulfate-cyanide sulfurtransferase activity. NCBI's taxonomy places the organism in Eukaryota, Fungi, Ascomycota, Eurotiomycetes, Eurotiales, Aspergillaceae. The record is from RefSeq and is a predicted model, not a curated record. The transcript has 3 exons. Gene Ontology annotation, biological process: protein urmylation; tRNA wobble position uridine thiolation. Bases 156 to 1625 code for a protein of 489 amino acids. Gene Ontology annotation, cellular component: cytosol; cytoplasm.